AUGGCAAAUUACUAUGACAUUGAUGAUAUUCUCACGGAGGAAGAGUUUGUUCCAGUUGUAUUCCACAAGGUAGUGAAUGGAGUGAAGAUUGAUGAGAGUACCGAAAGAGGUUUCGUUGAACAAGGUUCAAAGGCAGAACUACCUUUCUGGCUUGCUCGUGAGUUACACUUGAGGCAAGCUGUAUCAAUGAGUGCUCCUGCCUGUUUCAAUGAAAAAACAAGGCUGGAAAUCCAGGCUGAUGCGGCUUGUGUGGAUCUAAGGUCUCGCUGUCCAUACUUCUAUGAAUUUGGAUGCAAGCUGGCACCAUUGUGUGAUAAAACCAUUGGGUUAUUGCUCUCUUACGCGUUCAGAAUCCGAUAUAAGGAGGUCCUAUAUAAGGCACACACUACAGCAUUUGCAGCAGCCUCUAAGUUCUUGGCACUUUUGACAAAGGAAGAAACAAAUUUGUAUCAGGCAGCUCAAUCCUCAUUGACAGACUUUAAGAGAUGGCGAAUGGGUGGCCCUAGAUUGCAGAGAGCUUCAAUUCUUGGUAGGAAGAGAAAACCAACAUAAUAGGGUGCCUUUCUAUUCUUAUGUACUCUUCAUUCAAACAUUGAUGAUUCUAUUAAGUGUGUACUCAGAAUUGCAUCAGAUGUUCGUAAACAUGCAUGAGUGGUUCUUUUCUGUAACGAUGUACUCUUCAUUUAGACAUUCAGGCUGCUGAUAAGUGUGUCUUGAGGAUUGGAGAGAUAUUAGUAU
This is a messenger RNA of Hevea brasiliensis (rubber tree), 738 nucleotides long. RefSeq names its product DNA replication complex GINS protein PSF3-like. The transcript has 6 exons. Lineage: Eukaryota; Viridiplantae; Streptophyta; Magnoliopsida; Malpighiales; Euphorbiaceae. Gene Ontology annotation, biological process: mitotic DNA replication initiation. Gene Ontology annotation, cellular component: GINS complex. The record is from RefSeq and is a predicted model, not a curated record. The coding region runs from base 1 to 552 and encodes 183 amino acids.